AUGCCUUCCAUCGAGCACCAAAUACAGAGUGUUCGAGAAGCAGUGGGAAAAUCUGACCCGUGGACUUCUGGUACAAUUCAGGUUCCUCUUGAUAGCCUCGACAUCUUCUAUCUUCAUAAAUCUGAUCCUCCACAAUCUCAUCAUAUCAAGUUAACGGCGACCGCCUCUGAUGAAGACCUCGAUAAAUUAACGGCUUCAUGUGAUAGAGCUACCUUUGGACGCGAAAAAGAAGACGUGCUGGAUGAGUCCUAUCGAAAAGCAGGGAAACUCGACCUCAAUUAUUUUACCUCCAAACUCGACUCUCGUGUCAUCGAAUUGAUACCAAAGAUCACACCUCAUCUAUUGAAAGGAGAAGAUUCAGGAAGAGACGUUGAAGCUGAGUUGUACAAAUUGAACGUUUACGACAAGGGAAGUUUUUUUCGCGUACACAAAGAUACUCCUCGAAGCAAACGCAUGUUCGGCUCGUUUGUCAUAGUCUUUCCCACCCUCCAUACCGGUGGCCAACUCGUUCUCCAUCACGACGGAAAAGAGCUCAAUUUUGACUCUAGCACCGUUAUAUCCAACUCUGCCUCGCCUGAGGACACUGUCGCGUACAUUGCAUUUUUCUCCGACGUCGAGCACGAGAUAUUACCUGUCACUUCUGGCUAUCGGAUCACGCUAACCUACAAUCUCUAUUUCUCCGAAUCCCCCCGUCGUAGCCUCCCCACACGCAACUCGAACAAGGUUUCCGAGUUGAAGGAAAGUCUUUCCGUUCUUCUCAACAACCCGCAAUUCCUCCCUAAAGGUGGUCUACUUGGAUUCGCGUUAUCCCAUUGGUACCCUAUCAGUCCUGGAAGCGGAGAAAGCCUCGAUUGGGUACUGGAUGUACUCAAAGGGGAAGAUGCAGUUAUACGCUCAGCCUGCGAAGACCUAGAUCUCUUUCUUUCCGUCAAGUCGGUCCUAACGGAAAAAAAGGUGGACGAGUACUAUUACUCAGCUUGGGACCACGGAAGGAUCUUGCUCGACUACGCAGUUGAUUUCACCAAGCACGGAGAGAACGGACUGACAAUGAUAAAGCACAUGCUAUACGAAGAAGGAGGAACGCUUAUCCAUCCUUACGAUGAAAAGCUUUGUUAUAGGGCUUGGAAGGACUGUACUCCUUCAAAGGCUAUUGCUUGGAUUACGGAUUUGCAGGAUGGUAGGGCGGGAUAUAAGUCGUUGUAUAUUGCUUUUGGGAAUGAGCCGAGUCCGGAGUUUGAGUAUAUUACGUUGAGUCUGGUUGCUGCUUUUGGACCUGUGGGGGAUAGGAAGAAUUGGUCGUUGUACAAGGCGGAGUCCGAGUAA
Marasmius oreades (fairy-ring Marasmius) is the source of this 1323-nucleotide messenger RNA. RefSeq lists its product as uncharacterized. The record is from RefSeq and is a predicted model, not a curated record. Bases 1 to 1323 code for a protein of 440 amino acids. The transcript has 3 exons. NCBI's taxonomy places the organism in Eukaryota, Fungi, Basidiomycota, Agaricomycetes, Agaricales, Marasmiaceae.